Messenger RNA from Scutellospora calospora, 3306 nucleotides. NCBI's taxonomy places the organism in Eukaryota, Fungi, Glomeromycota, Glomeromycetes, Diversisporales, Gigasporaceae. The record is from the annotation of a GenBank genome assembly.
UUAUCAUAUCAUCUAACUAGAAAUAAUGAUAAUGCCAUUGCUCACAUCGAUGUACAUCCAUUGCAAGAUCAAAUCAUAAAAAGUGUAGGGCUUGUUAAACCAAGAGUUGGUCGUUUUAUUGAUAAUGCUCAUUAUGUCUUAGUGAUUGCUACGGACAAGGCGAUUUACGUGUUUGGUUUCAGCACAAGUACAGAUGGGAUAAUUUUUCACGAUAUGUCAUCGGACAGAUAUAGAACUGAUUAUAGUAAGAAAGAAAUUGGCUCUAUAAUCGGUACCGAUGAUGGUCGUAUUUUCCUAUUAGAUGCUGGUGAACUGUGUGAACUUGUUUAUGAGGAUGAAGGCUGGUUUUCAAAGCCAUGUAGAUUAGAAAUUCAUUCUCAGAGUUCAAUAAGUCAACACUUGCGAUGGAUCUGGCAAACGUCUUCGGACUACAAGUCUAUUGCAAUUGAUGACACACGACAUAUGCUAUACGUUAUGUCUGCUUAUCGUAUUGAGGCAUUUUAUAUACAAAAAGAUGCUGCACUGAAAUUAAUAGGAACAUAUUCAAUUAGUGAUGAUAAAUCUAUGAUGCUUAAAGGACAUUUGGUGUCAAUACAUUCAAUAUUGAACACCGAUUCGCCUUAUUUCUGGCUUAUCGCUGUGACAAAUACGGGGCAUCGCGGAUACUUUACUUGUUAUAUGGGAAAUAGAGGGUAUAAUUGGUGGCUAUAUUCAGAAACGCCUGCAAUGCUAAAAACAAAAGAGCCAAAUGGUUUAUAUAUACUUGAAGUACACGAUCCACCACCUCAUAAUCAGCCAACCUUACCUCAGCAAGCUAGAAUGGAAUAUCAGAAAUUUCGUUAUUUCCAUGGCAUCUUUUUUGCUCAACGUAGAGAGGGUGGUAUAGAAAUGUUGUCUACCACAAGUCCCAACUAUGGUUUAAUGUUUCGUAGAUUUAUUCAAAAUCAGGAGCCACUUUUCUCAGAGCAUUGCUAUACUGCACCUCUUCCAAGCAUCUUCGACAUUCAAGAAAUUUAUGAUCCAUUAUAUGAUUCCAAAAAAUCUGAUGAAUAUUCAAACGAAUUGAUAAGUCAAUUUAAUACUCCACCUCGAAAAUUCAUCCUAUAUACUUUAAGUGGGAUUGUAAUUUGGACAAAACAGCGGCCUACUGAUCAUUUGGAAAAUAUGUUUAAAAAAAGUCAUAAUAGAGAGGCAUUAAAAUCCUUUAUUGAAAACUACGGACCAGAACAGACUACUGCAAUGUGUCUUUUGAUUGCAAGUAAUGAAAGUCAUGCAUUUAUGCAAACUUUUGCAGCCUCGUACAAUACGAUAUAUGAGGGUUUUGCUUUUUGUUUGGCGAGAAUACUUCGUCCAGUUUGGCGUCAGAAAAUUCUCAAACUAAGCCCUAGCAAUACAAAUCCCGAUAGACGAGAUUCACAUAUUCCAGAGCCAAUACUUAAAAGCAUUGUCUCGAAAUUAACGAAAUUGAAGGCAUUUUGUGACAGACAUCCCAUGUUCAAGUCACCACCACAAAUACUCGGUGAUACUUCAACUGCACAAAAUGCAUCAUUAAGUUCUUUAUACGAUUUACUUGUUACUCUCUCUGAUGCAAUAAGUUUCAUACUGCUUAUGAUUGAAUAUAAUUUACCAGACACUAUAGCAAAUAUUUCAAAGAGUUCACAACAAGUCGUCUUUCAAUCGACUUACGAACAAUUGGUUACUGUUCAACAGGUCAGGAGCAGUUGGCAUGAUCUGGUACUUGCGAUAAUUAAAAGAGAAAGUGGACCACGAGUUGAUAAUCUCAGUCGUAAUUUAGAAUUACGCUGUCCUACUUUUUGUAAUGCGGCCGAAACAAAAAUGUAUCAGGGUUACGAAGCAUUACAAAGAGCUAAGAAGAAUGAAGAUGAACACACGACCAAAGAAGCCUUACGGAAUUCAUUAAACAUAUUUUGUGAGUGCAUCGACAUUUUAACAUAUGGAACUUUAAAUAAUCUGUGUCAAGAUUACAAAAAUUCUGGAUUUUAUGAAGGGGCGAUUGAGCUUUUACUAAAAGCAGCGCAGAGUUUUGAUCCAGUACCUGAAAAGCGUAACUCAAUUCUUGAUCUUGUCAUUGAUACUUUACGUGAUGCUGGAGUUUUUGUAGAUGGAAUUCAACGUCAUGCGCAAUCGUUUAGCCCAGUGCUUCAGAAGGCUCUCAAUUUGGGAACUUCAUUAAACGAUAGAACCUUCCUUUUCGCUGUAUAUGACGAAUUUUUGCGCGCAGAUUCAAUUACACAAUUAUUUCAGCCACCUGCACCAUUUCUUGAAGAGUAUUUGAAUUCUUCUACCGAUUUGACGUCACCAAUUACUAGAAAAAAAUUAGAUUUAUACUGUGAUUUUUGUGUCACUAAUCGUCAGUAUCUCAAAGCUGCCAAAGUCAAAGAAUAUAUUGCUAAAAAUUCUGGAAACGGUGUUGGCCUACAAGAACGGUUACAUUACUUAAGUCAUGCUGUAGGUCAAGCCGAAAGUGCUAAAGAGUUGAGCGAAACUAGGGAUGUAAUUGAAGCAUUGCAUAAAUAUCGUUGUGACCUGGAACUUGCUCAAAUUCAAUAUGACAUUUGUCUGGAGAUAGAUAAUAUUCCAGAUAUCAAAUAUAAUAAUUUAGCCGCUUUAAAAGGAAAGCCAGAUAAAGCAACAUUACUUUCGCGCCUCGAUCAACAGCUCUUUGACGCACAAACUCUUUUGAAAGAUUUUGUCAUUCCGUUCGGUUUAGUUGAACGAGAAUUAUCUUUAGUACACGCUGUAGAAGUUACGCCUAGUCGCGAAGAUAUAAAUCAAAUUUGGAAAAAAAUAAUACAAAAAGCUACGGUAAAAGCACAAGAUUCUGGUUCGUUUCAGCCAAUCGCUGAAAUAGUAAUAGAAUCCGGGCGAAAAUAUUAUCCACAUGAUUUGCGAGUGUUUCCAAUGGAAACAAUCGUAGGAGAAAUAGCGGCGUAUUUAAUUAUGAAACGUAUUGAUGAACCCGGUUGUAUUGCGAGGAUUUUGAAGCAAGCGAAUGUUGCGUUUUGUGAUCUCUUUAAUACUUUUCAUAACCUUUUUUCAUUUAGGAGCACACCAUUCAACACUCAAGAGGGUAUUUACUUAUUGCUAAAAGAGUUGGUGUUUAUUUUAAAUCAAUGGAUGAAAUCUGUUGAAGAACGUUAUGAUAUUGAACCAAGAAGCAUCCACGGAAUGGUAUCACAAUACCUAACAGUGGUAAAUCAUUACUCACUUGGACAAAGCUUUUCACAUGAAUUUUUAGAAAUUCAGAGGAAACUUGAAACAUUUUCAACAAUCAUGGAAUAUUAA